CUGGCACUGGUAUAGACCCAGUUGCCAAUCGGGAUCAAGCAUUUGGUAUUCUUAGAGGAUGUCUAUAUGGGCGAGCAUUAGAAUGGCUGGUAUGGAGAUGCACUAUGGCACAGAUGAAUACUAGUAAUAGCUUUAGAAAUCCUUCCAUUGCCCAUAACUAUGCAAAUAUUGCUGGUAAUAGUGCAGUAACC
Dentiscutata heterogama is the source of this 191-nucleotide messenger RNA. The record is from the annotation of a GenBank genome assembly. Lineage: Eukaryota; Fungi; Glomeromycota; Glomeromycetes; Diversisporales; Gigasporaceae.